This is a messenger RNA of Chlorella variabilis, 1110 nucleotides long. RefSeq lists its product as hypothetical. The annotation marks the transcript as partial. Lineage: Eukaryota; Viridiplantae; Chlorophyta; Trebouxiophyceae; Chlorellales; Chlorellaceae. The transcript has 4 exons. Gene Ontology annotation, molecular function: protein binding. The record is from RefSeq and is a predicted model, not a curated record.
GCCGACAUGACGGCACGCGACGGCGAGAGCCGCACGCCGCUGCACCACGCGGUCAUCCGGGGUCACGUGGGGGUGGUGGACCUUCUGCUGGCCCGCGGCGGCCCCGGCCUGCUGCUGGCAAAGGACAUCCUGGGCUGCACGCCGGUGCAUCUGGCGGCGGUGCAGAACCAGGUGGCGGCCAUUGACGCGCUUAUCAGCUUGGGGUGCGAAGCAGUGGUCCCCGAUGCAGUGGGGUCCACCCCCAUCCAUGUGGCGGCAGGGGAGGGCCACCUGGAGGCCAUACAGGAGCUUGUGCGGCUGGGGUGCAGCUCACAAGGUGCAAGCGGCAUGCGCUGCCUGCGCCAGCAUUUCACGCCGCUGCACUCGGCGGCCAACGGCGGCCACGUGGCCGCCAUCCGCAGCCUGGCGGCCCUGAGCCACGGCCUGGAUGCCCGCGACUACCUGGGCCGCACGCCGCUGCACUACGCUGCCAUGCACGGGCGGGUGGCGGCGCUGGAGGAGCUGCUGGCGCUCGGGGCGGACCUGGGGCAGAAAGACCUGCGGGGAGGCUACACGGGUGGGUGGCGGAGCCUGCCGCAAGGCUGGACGACGCCGCUCCACAUUGCGGCCCGCAGCGGCCGCGCCGACAUCAUCGACCGCCUGCUGCGCUGCCCCCAGAUUGCGGCCACCUGCCGCACCAAGGACGGCAGCACGGCGCUGCACUACGGCGCCGCGUUUGGGCAGACGCACGUGCUCGCGCCGCUGGUGGCGGCAGGCUGCCCUGUGGACAGCCGCGACAAUGCGCUCAACACGCCGCUGCACCUGGCUGCCGGUGAGCACAGCGUGUGUGUUGGUCGUGGUGGGGAGCCAUGCUGUGCUGCGGCGGCUGCACCGAGGCGCCCACACCCCGGCUGCCCACGUGGCAUGCUGAGGUGGACGUGUCUGACCUGGCGUGCCUGCAGGGUGCGGAUUCCUGGACACCGUGGCCGCACUGGUAGAGCUAGGGGCGGAUGUGAACUGCCGGGAUGUGACGGACUGCACGCCGCUGCAGGUGCAGCUGGGCCGCCUCGCUGUCGGGGUGGUGCUAGUGGCCUUGGCGUGUGGCGCCAGAUGUGCUGUGCCGCUGCGUGA